AUGCAAAGAUCCGUGAAGCAGGGACUUCUGCAAGGCACCGGCUGGAGGCUUGGAUUGGGAAUGGCGCAUGCAAAAGCGCUGAACUCUGUUUGCACAUCUCCAGACGCAGACCAAGAAGCAGAGGCAUUGCUUGCAGUGCGCAGUUGGUCAUCGCAAACGCUUUGGGCAAAUGCUUUGCAACUUGUGACGCGGGGUUCCGGUUGUGUGGCUGUGUGGUCCUUGAAGGUGCAUACUGCGCUGAUGGGGUCGUUGGUGCCUUUGGAUUCUGGGUGGGUCCUAGCAGCAUCACAUAUCUCCAACAUGGUCCAGUUAAGCAUUCAGCCUGACAUACUCAGCUACAGCAUGGUGCUCGCCGCUUGCCGCAGCCAGCUGCGUUGGCAGCUCUGCUUGCUUUGCACGAAGGAUUUGCAGCUUCGAUUCUCUCAGAAGUUUCUGACUGCUCUGUACAACGGUGCCAUGGUGACAUGUGCAGAAAGUGGACAACAGCAGCGUGUCUUCGAACUUUUCGUCCACAUGAAAAUGUUUGACGUGGAGCUUGAUAUCAUCUCCGCGAAUACUUGCAUCUCUGCAUGUGAGAAGAGGAAAGAAUGGCCGUGGGCCCUGCAGGUCCUGGAGGUCAUGUCUUCCGAGCUCCUCCCAGGCGAUUCUGCAACGUAUGAUGGCACAAUCACAUGCUGCGAGCAGAGUACACAAUGGGCUUACGGAUUCCAGCUCCUGCGGCAGCUUCCUAAUCUUCGCCUGGCGGCACGCAUCUCCACGUACAAUGCCGCGGUGGGCUCCGAGAUGCGGGCUGGGCAGGCAGGGGCCCGCUGGCCGCAAGUUCAGCAGCUACUGUGCGAGGCGAGGGCUUCCGAGCAGCGCCUAGACAUGAUCUCCCACCAAGCCUUGAACUCAGCGUUCCGCCACGGCUAUCAAUGGCGACUCCUCCUCUCUGACUUGCCGCUGGUCCGAGCUCAGGCACUCGCUUUGCUGAGACACUGA
Messenger RNA from Symbiodinium pilosum, 981 nucleotides. The record is from the annotation of a GenBank genome assembly. NCBI's taxonomy places the organism in Eukaryota, Dinophyceae, Suessiales, Symbiodiniaceae.